AUGUCGCAGAAUUUACCACCAUCAUAUUCAGAGGACUAUUACAAAGUCUGCACUUCAAAUUCCGAAAAGAAGAACGAUCGAUGGUUUUGUAACAAAAAUUUUCAGCCCGUUGUUCUACUAACGCCUAAUAAAAUACCAUUGUUGGAAGAAGAUUCUGAACAGAAACCGCUCUCCUCCGACGAAGAAUCAAUUGUAGAUGAUUCUGAUGCUGAUGCUGAUUAUAAACCAAACGAUGAACAUCUCAAAAGAACUGAAAGCACGACUGAUGAAUCAUGCGACUCUGAUGCAUCUAUGGAAAUACCAUUGCAACAAGUUACUACCACUGUUGCUAGAAAAAUUACUGAAACUUGUUCUCCUGGUGUAUCUCGACACGAAUAUACUGAAAAUUUGGAUAACACGGUACUAAGUUGCAGUAUGUCUGAAGGCGAGUCCAAGAGAAAGCGAAAUGUUAAUGGCUGUUAUUUUUGCGAGAGUAGCGUAAUGAAUUUUGCCAGGCAUGUGUUCCGAAACCAUAAAGGCGAAUUAGAAGUUCAAAAGAUUUUGGCAUUGCCCGCAAAAAGCAAAGAACGAAAGGAGUUACUUUCUUUGUUAAGAAAAAAAGGUAAUUAUUUAACAGAUCAUGAGAGUGGAAAACCUGUUAGAAAACAUACUUCAACUUCGUAUUUACCGUGUAUCCAUUGUUUGGGAUUUUAUUCUGCAAAAAAUUUGUGGCGCCACAGAAAAAUCUGCUCUCAAAAUCCAAAUGCGGGUUCCGGAAGUAGAUCUUACGAUGCACAUCACUUAAUUACACGACAAUUGAAAAUCGAUCCCGAUUUAAGAACAAGAGUGUUCCCCCGAAUGCGACGAGACAAGGUAUCUUUAACUGCCAAAAAAGACACCUUGAUAUGCGCCUUUGGGGCGCGGUAUAUUAAAAUUCACCGAGAAAAACAUCUUAUUAAUGUGGCGUCAAGGAAGAUGCGUGAACUUGCAAAAAUUCUUAUGGAAAUACAGAAAAUAGACUGUUCUGUACAAAAUUUGUUUCAAGCAUUAAAUCCCAGGAACUAUGAACACUUAGUUACUGCUACCAAAAUAAUAGCAAAAUAUGACCCAGAAAAAGAAAUCUAUUUAAGUCCAACAUUUGCGAUUAAUAUGGGAACCACCCUUAAACAAUGUUGUGAAAUAGCAUUAAAAUUUGCUUUAAAGAAAAGCGACAUAUACGCUAUUAUGAGCACGGCACAGGCAGAAGCAGACCUAAGAACUACGAUUCAGUUAAUUGAGGGGCAUUGGAAGUUCGACAUCUCUAGUGCUGCUUGCAACGAUCUUAACACAAAAAAAUGGAACAAAAUAACCAUAGUCCCACUGGCAAGUGAUUUAAAACUGCUUAAAGAGUACCUUAUCGAAAAAGCAAAUUCUGCUAUUUCUUUAUUAAAGAGAGAUAAAAAAAAUCGCCAGGCGUACAAUCAACUGGUUGAAACCAUCUUUUGCAGAGUGAUAUUGCUAAACAGAAGGAGGCCUGGAGAAUUACAGCGCUUUUUGUUACAUGCGUAUACUUGUGACAAUAACAAUAAAUCGAAAACAUAUGAAGAGUUUUCCGAAGUAGUAUCAGAAACCGAGAAAGCACUGAUGAAAAAUUUUAAACGAAUAGUUAUUAGAGGCAAAAGGGGAAGAGGCGUUCCGGUGCUUUUCAGCACGGACGUACAAGAGCAUAUGAAAAUUGCUUUGGAAUAUAGAAAUGAUAUACUCAAAAAACAGAACACUUACCUUUUUCCAAAUAUAAAUACUGACCAACCGAUAAUAGGAUACAAAAUUUUAAAAAAAUAUGCGGAAGCAUGUGGUGCAAAGAAUCCAGAUGCCAUCACUUGCACUAAGUUACGGAAACAUUUAGCAACAUUGACACAAUUAUUCAACAUGUCUGAGAACGACAUGGAACAACUGGCUUCGUUUAUGGGACAUACAUUAGGAAUCCACAGAUCUUCGUAUCGAUUGCCAGAUGAUCUGUAUCAGACUGCAAAAAUUUCUAAGUUAUUAUUGUUGAUGGAGAAAGGGGCUGCCGGUGAACAUAAAGGAAAGAAACUAGACGAAAUUAACAUCGAUUUAGAAGAAAACUUAUUAGAUGAUACUAAUAAUACCAAUGACAAUGGUAUAGAAAUAAUGAUUGAAGAGGCAGAAAUUGAGGAUAGAAUUUAUGACUUAAACAGAAUUGGAGAGGUCUGCGAGCAAAGUGAACAACAGCGAGUCGAAGCAGAUCAUGAUAAGCCGAGCUGCAGCCAAACUACGAAAUCAGACAGUUCGAAGAAGAGAAUUUUAGUACCAUGGACUGAGAAACAAAAGUCAGUAGUAACGACGUACUUCAAGGAUCACAUCAAAAAGAAACAACCGCCGAAGAGAUUAGAAUGUGAAAAGUUGAUUGCAACACAUGGUGACCUUUUCCAGAACAAGAAUUGGUUGAAGAUUAAAGUCUUCAUUCAAAACAAAUAUACUAAUAAACUAAAGUAA
This is a messenger RNA of Zophobas morio, 2475 nucleotides long. RefSeq lists its product as uncharacterized. Lineage: Eukaryota; Metazoa; Arthropoda; Insecta; Coleoptera; Tenebrionidae. Gene Ontology annotation, molecular function: DNA binding. Bases 1 to 2475 code for a protein of 824 amino acids. The record is from RefSeq and is a predicted model, not a curated record. Gene Ontology annotation, biological process: DNA integration; DNA recombination. The transcript has 4 exons.